GUGUAUAUAUAGCUAAAACGGGCCGUGGCUUGGUAAGGCGGGAAUAUAUUUCAUCAUACCUCCAUCAUACUCCAUCAUAUCGACUCUUAUCUGAAUCUCAUUCCCCGGACUCAAUCUCACAUCUCACAUCACCUCAACACAAAAAACAUGUCUAAACUCAUCACCGUAUUUGGCGCCACCGGCAACCAGGGCGGCUCCGUCGUCCGGGCCAUCCUCAACGACCCCGCCUUGUCCCGCGAGUUCAAGAUCCGCGGCAUCACUCGCGAUGUCUCCAAGCCCGCUGCCCAGGCCCUGGCCGCCAAGGGCGUUGAGGUUGUAGCUGCCGAUAUGGGAUCCAUUGAGCUGGCCGCCCCCGCCGUCGCCGGCGCUCACACCGUCUUCAUGGUCACCAACUACUGGGAGAACCCUUCCGGAGACGGCGAGAUAGCCCAGGGCAAGGCUGUUACUGACGCUUGCAAGGCUGCCGGCGUCAAGCACCUUAUCUUCUCCUCCCUCAUUAACGUGAGCGAGGUCAGCGGCGGGCGUCUGACGCACAUCCACCACUUCGAUGGAAAGGCCAAGAUUGAGCAGUACAUCCGCGGCAGUGGAGUUCCCGCCACCUUUGUGCUGCCCGGCCUCUUCAUGUCCAACCUGUUUACCAUGAUCCGCAACAACGGAGAGGGAGCUUACAGCCUCAACCUGCCCGUGACCCCCGACAAGGGCCAAGUGCCUCUCUUUAACGCUGGUGGCGAUCUCGGCAAAUUCGUCAACGCUGCCCUCCGACACUACCCUAGCUCUAUUGGCAAGCGCAUUUACGCUGCCACCGAGUACUACACGCCCUCGCGCAUCAUGUCCGAAUUCUCCGAGGUCAUGGGGAAGCCCGCCACCUUCAACCAGAUUUCCGAGGAGGCCUUCAAGACUGGCAGGCCCCCGGCGCUCGCGCAGGAAAUGCUUGAGAACAUGCUGCUUCUCGACGACCCCGGUUACUACGGCGGCGCUGAUUUGAAGGAGAGCUUGGAUCUCUUGACCGAGAAGCCCACUACCUGGAAGGAGUUUGUUGAGACCUACAAGGAAAAGUGGUUGUAAAUGUGCAAGACACACAGCCUAGAUGGCACGGAGUAAAAGAUAUCG
Messenger RNA from Ilyonectria robusta, 1110 nucleotides. RefSeq lists its product as uncharacterized. NCBI's taxonomy places the organism in Eukaryota, Fungi, Ascomycota, Sordariomycetes, Hypocreales, Nectriaceae. Bases 148 to 1065 code for a protein of 305 amino acids. The record is from RefSeq and is a predicted model, not a curated record. The transcript is spliced from 3 exons.